Messenger RNA from Dovyalis caffra, 393 nucleotides. The record is from the annotation of a GenBank genome assembly. NCBI's taxonomy places the organism in Eukaryota, Viridiplantae, Streptophyta, Magnoliopsida, Malpighiales, Salicaceae.
AUGUUGAAGAGUACAGUGAAGAUAGAGAGCUCAAUAAGCACUAUCAUGGUCGCUCUUAACUCCAACAAACUAGCAAAUUCCGUUGAUCUCUCUCAAGAGUAUUUCUACUACUAUGAUGAAAUUGAUGAUGAUGUAAAGAACCCAUUUUUGGAGAUUCAGAUCAUCGAAAAUGGUCAAUCUUCGAAUUCUCAAAUUGACCCGCAUUUUGUUUGUGAAAUCCAUGUUAAACCCAUGACUUUAAAGAAGUUAUUUUUGAUCAAGUUUUGUACUCACGCUUACCGUACUCGAUCGUAUGAUCAAGAUUGUUCCGCAAUGUUAAUUGAUGAUGGAGAAGAGGUUAUAAGGGAAUUCGAGUGUCCUAAUUGUAGGAGAAUGUUCCGUGCCCGAGUGUAA